Molecule: messenger RNA, 1121 nt
Organism: Anolis sagrei ordinatus
Lineage: Eukaryota; Metazoa; Chordata; Lepidosauria; Squamata; Anolidae
Product: claw keratin-like
Cellular component (GO): intermediate filament
Molecular function (GO): structural constituent of cytoskeleton
Source: RefSeq, a predicted model, not a curated record
CAAGAGAGUAUAAAAGCCCUCUCCUGUCCACAGUCCUCCAUCAGCUUCAUCGCUUGCCUUCUCUUGCCUUCUCUUCAUCUGAGGAACCGACUCACCUCCAUCACUCAACACCAUGGCCAACUGUGGACUUGCCUCUGCUGUCCCAUCUUGUGAAGCCACUCCAUCCGUUGCCUUUGGAUCCCAAGGAUUUGGAAGAAGCUAUGGUCUUGGCGCCCGAGGAUUUGGUGGAAAUCUUGGCUAUGGUUAUGGCUCUACCUUCAGCUUCGGCAAUGGAUUAGGUUCUGGCUAUGGCCUUGGGGGCAACGUUGCAGAUGCCGCCAGUUUGGGAGUCCUCUCCGGAGUGAACCCAUCUUGCAUCAACCAGCUUCCUCCAUCAGAAGCCGUGAUCGACCCAGCGCCAUUUGUGAUCACCAUCCCCGGCCCCAUCCUCUCCGCCACCCCCGAGCCUCUCCUUGUUGGAGGCAACACUCCUUGCGCUGUGAAUGGAGUUGGCCUUAGUGGAGUUGGUAGUGGAUUUUAUGGUGGGAAUUAUGGUGGGUUUUAUGGUGGUCUAAAUAGGGGGCUAAAUGGUGGUCUGAACAGGGGGCUAUACGGUGGGUAUCUUGGGAACCAUUCCGGAUUCCUGGGAAGAAGUGGCAGCAUCUGUGCAUAAGUUCUUAUGGACUUUUGACCCUGGAAAUGAAACAACGGAACAUCUCACAACGGAACACUCAAUCCUGGGUUUAGUUGGGCUGAACAUCCCCUACUUGGAUGACAUCCAUGGGAGCGGGCCAAUCUUCAGCACCACUAGACAUCAGAGCCACCUCUCUCUUUAACCGUCCUAAAUAUAUGUCUCUCUGUUGUCUCUUUCUGUUUCCAUCUUUAUUUCUCUACAAUCCUUCAACUGAGCACAUUGAAGAGCAUAGAAUGCCUGGACUCCUCCGUCAAUGUACCACCUAUGCCAAAAAAUCUAACGCAACACAGAUCUGCUUAGCCUUUGGUGAUAAUAAUUGCAACUGUGGAACCAAUGGAGUUGCUGUUUGUUCACCUGUGUUCUUUAUGAUUACUCCUUUUCUGAACCUGUCCUGUUUGUUUUGAAUUUCUGUACUUCUAUCUUCAAUAAAAUUGAUUUUGCAUGAUAA